AUGGAAAAGAUUAAAACGCCGUCAUGCACGUAUGACGGCAAGGGUGAUCCAAAAAGGUACAUUGCAGCAUUUGAGAGCCAUAUGUUGUUGUACACCGACACUGACGCGGUAUGGUGCAAAGUCUUUCCUACAACACUGAUCGGAGCAGCGUCAGACUGGUUUACUAAUUUGGAACCUGGAUCCAUAGAUGGCUUUGAUACUCUAGUCAAGUUAUUCACGGGUCAAUACAUAAGCAAUAGCGCGAGGCAGAGAACUUCAGGAGAGCUUAUGUCCGUCAAGCAGAAAAGGGACGAGUCACUGAGGGACUUCGUUCGACGUUUCAAUAAUGAAGCCAACACCAUACCUCGAUUACAGCAGGAAAUAGCCGUCAUGGCCUUGAUGAAUGGUUUGGCUGACAUCGAUUUCAAGAAGUAUAUGGCACGGAAAUCUUUUCCCAAUCUCGGCGCAGCUUUUAACAAAGCGCAUGACUACAUAAAGAGCAAAGAACUUCUGAGAGCAGGAAGUCAAAUAGCGUUAGCAGAGCCCUCUCGGAGGAACAAUGCUCAAUCAUUGUCGGAGAGCUACGGGGGGGUCAACAGGCAAAAUCAGCAAAAAACAAAUAGACCGACUAGAGGUCUAGGACGAUACAGUAAUUAUACUCAGCUGAAUACACCCAGAGCAGCAAUUUAUUCUAUAAACCAGCACAAGGAGGAUUGGAGUCGGCCAGCACCAAUGAUAACAAAAGGCCGAGAUGUGAAGAAGUACUGCAUGUUUCACAAGGAUGUCGGUCAUUACACAGAAGAAUGUAUCCAACUCAAGGAGAACAUCGAGGAUCUUAUUAGAAAAGGACAUCUGUCCCAAUACCGAUCGCAAACAAGUACAAGCCGACAGGGAUAUCAACCGGUAAGACAGCCUGGAUACCGCAAACCGGAAAAUCCAUCAGCGCAAGAUGACGUCUACCGGCAAGACAACAGUAGGGUUUAUCGACAGGGCUCUGCGCCCCCUGGACGAAAAAUCACCAUUGAGGUGAUUACUGGAGGACCGGUGCACGGAGGAUCGGUAAAUGGUGCAAAGAAGAGUCUGUCGGAGUAUAAGCACAUAGUAAAUGCUUUAGGAAUAGAUGAACGACCUCGGCCAAAUAAUAUUCCUUCUGUGUCUUUCUCUGAAGCUGACGCCAAAGGCGUAGUCUUUCCUCACGAUGACCCAUUAGUGCUGAUAUUGUCGAUAAGCGGGUGUGACGUCAAGCGUGUGCUUAUAGAUGGAGGUAGCUCAGCGAAUAUCCUAUUCGCAAGGGCAUUUGAUGCAAUGAUGAUAGGUCGGAUAUACCUUACACCGGUGUCAUAUCCGGUUAUUGGCUUUAACAGUUCUACCGUUAGACAUGAGGGUAGCAUAGUUUUGCAAACCUGA
Chenopodium quinoa (quinoa) is the source of this 1386-nucleotide messenger RNA. RefSeq lists its product as uncharacterized. The record is from RefSeq and is a predicted model, not a curated record. NCBI's taxonomy places the organism in Eukaryota, Viridiplantae, Streptophyta, Magnoliopsida, Caryophyllales, Amaranthaceae. The transcript has a single exon. The coding region runs from base 1 to 1386 and encodes 461 amino acids.